Messenger RNA from Drosophila innubila, 378 nucleotides. RefSeq lists its product as uncharacterized. The record is from RefSeq and is a predicted model, not a curated record. NCBI's taxonomy places the organism in Eukaryota, Metazoa, Arthropoda, Insecta, Diptera, Drosophilidae. The coding region runs from base 1 to 378 and encodes 125 amino acids. The transcript has a single exon.
AUGUCACGCUACCAGCAACUUGUUAACGAAUCCAGCAACAACAGUCAGCAACAACAGCAGCAGCAGCAGAAGGAGCAACAGUGUCAGAGGUUGCCACAAUCACCCAGUGUUGGCUAUCAUCUCUAUUUGUAUCGAGAGCAACUCGCCCGUCGCAAUGUCGAAUAUAUGCGACUGUCCAAAGCCAAGUACUUCAUUACCGAAACGCUUUUGGCCAAGACGGUGCGUAAUCUGAAGGGCGCCACCGUCGACGAGCUGAAGACAGUCAACAAUCAGAUUGUGUUCAAACACAAGCUGCGUCAUCAAAUUCAUCGUCUGCGCACAUUGAAAUCCCUCGGCUAUCGGAAUCCCAAUCCGAACAUGGAGAGCACCGAACUGUAA